Molecule: messenger RNA, 30251 nt
Organism: Podarcis lilfordi (Lilford's wall lizard)
Lineage: Eukaryota; Metazoa; Chordata; Lepidosauria; Squamata; Lacertidae
Source: the annotation of a GenBank genome assembly
ACCUGGUGGUGGGAGAACCCACUUUAAUGGGGAUACUUCUAACCAAACAUGCUUAGGAACAGGCUACAAAUCUCAAGUAAGGCUUACAACUCACAUUACAGUAAAAGAUUUGCAUGCAGGCUUCUUAGAUGUAAGCCCCACAGAACACAACGGUAUUUCCUUCUGCAUAAGCAUGCAUACAGGUAGGGGCCUGCCAAACCUGUUCUUUAUAAAUGUUCCAAGGCACCAUAUUUAAUAAUGAUUUGUAUUUUAGUUGAUUAAUUGACAUAUGAAUAAAACAAUAUCGUUUAGUUUAGAUUAUGCAUGCUGCUAUACCAUUAGAGGAUUUCUGUCUUACUGUAAGGUUAAAAGCAAGGUUUUUCAGAAAACUGCACGACCUGACACUCCCCACCCCAAUGUACCGUAUUAACUUCUUUUUUUAAAAAAUGCAUUGCCCAAUUAGUCAGAAGUUUUUUAGUAGAAGUUUUAAACUGAUUAAUCGACCUAAUCAGUCAACGAGAUGGAGCCUUAGAUUCAGUAAUUCAGCCCUUUGUAACUUCUCCAACAUCCCAAGGGUUACUGAAAGAGAUAAUCGUGCACCUUUUCCUUACACAUAGGGGAAGCACCGCCUCCGUUGCCCAAAGUAAAGAUGGUUCUUCCACCACGAAAAACGCAGGCUGGGCCCCUAACCAAAGAUGGCGGAUCCAGCAUCGGGGCGAGUGCGAACCGCACUGCACUUGAGGACGCUUGACCUCGAGUGCAGGAAACCACCAACGGUGCCCACCUCAAACAUGGCCGCCCCCGCUAUAAAGAGUGGAGGAGCUGCCCACAACCAAGAUGGCCGCGGCACUUCACCGGCGACUGGUUCUCGGAGGCGCCAAUCCCGACUCCAAGAUGGCGGAGCGCCGUCGGCGUGAGGUGAGGUUUGUCUGCGUCACGUGACAGGCAGGACGGGGGUGUGUGUAUCCCCGUCGUGUGUCCCGGCGGAAGAGUGAAGGGAGUCGGCUGAAAGGUCGCAGCUGGAGGGAAAGGGAAAACAAAGCGGCGCGGCCUAGCGCUGGAGAACCGGAGACACGCCAGUCACCACGGAUACAGCCGGAGCCAACGCGGCGGCCGGGGCGCAGCCACCCUCGCUGCCUCCGCCGCCUCCUCCGCCGAGGAUGUCGCGUAGGAAGGUGAGAGAGCGCAAACCGAGCCAAACCCCCUUCCCGUCUCCUCUCCUUUAGCUGCAUAGACCGUCAGGCUCGAAAACCAGUUAAAAACGUAGGCCUUCAAGCCCCUGCAUCAUCUCGCGUCUUGAUUGGGCGCCGCUGCCUCCCGCCGCAACUUCUAUGGCCAUCUUCGCCAUCAGUCAAGCGCAGCCCCCACCCUCAACGGUUAUUUGUUUCCCUCCACCCUUUCGGUGAUUGUUGUGUCCCGCCUUCUUUCGUUGCUCAUUGGCUCCGGCGCUGAAAUGCCAUUGGCUGCUUUCCCUAUCACUUCCUACUGGCGCGGUUUUCUUUUCCCCUCCUCCCCCGUCGCUCCUGUUCCCAACGACUUCAUACUUGGCUAGGUGCCUUGGGAGCGGGUGUUGAAGUAGCUGCUGAUUGGCCGGGCAUUCUGGCCUGAAUUGGCGUCCACGGAGUCCCGCCCCUCUCUUCUUUCUCCGUUUCCCAUUGGGGGACAGGGUCGCGUAAAGGUCCUCCUCCUCGCUGUUGUGAUUGGAGGAGAGGGAAAAUGGCACAGAGGGUUCAAAACACAGCAAGCAAGAUGGACUGGGCCAUGGGGAUGGGUAGCAGCCAUGGCUAUAGUUUUGUGCCUACUUGUGUGUAAGUCCCAUGGAAUUCAAUAGGAGUUUCUUAUAAGUAAAUCUUCUUACAGUCGAUCUGCAUGUAUAAAAGGCUUGAUCAUUCUAGCUGCAAAUCCAAGUCGUUUUUUGCAACUAUCCAGUUUUAAGUACAGAUAGAAUUAGUUUGAUUUCAGGAGAGUAGGAAUUUUACACAUUUUUAGAGGACUUUCCAUAGUCUCUUGCAACAAAGGAAGGGAGGUUGCAAUGUGAAUGACAAUUCACCAAGAGGUUUAAUAAUAGGACAUGUUUCGUAGUAGCUGUAUUUUGAAUUGGGCUGCAGUCUUGGUUUUGAACCAUCAUGUCCUUUAACUUGGACAAGAAACAAGUUUUGCUACCCUGUACAAAUCUAGCUUAAAAGAGCAGAUUUCUAGCCCACAACAUGUUAAACCUGCAGUCUGGAAGGCUCAAAGUUCCAGUCUUCAUAUUGCUUUUUAAAAUGUAUUUAUUUUAUGAGACACACACAUGCAUAUACACCAUGGGGGUUGACCCGAUUCCUACCUGCUUAGAAUCAGCACUGCUGUAGCAUCUGGUCCUUCCAGGUUGUUCAGUGAUCUCAUUAGUCUGUAUAUUUAAAAAGUGCCUGUUUUGCUAAAGGUUCACAACAACAAAAUAUAACAUUUAGCAGACCAGUUUUGUUACUUGUGCAGAUUGUCUUAAAGCAAUGAGUAAUAACCUCAUUUCAUGCAAGUGGAAAGGAGGAACAAAUAUUGGGGGAAAGAAAGUCAUGGGGAGGGGGGGAGAGAGAGAAAGAAAGAGAGAGAAGGGGUAGGAUAGCCUACUUUAGGCUCUGGUCCUGACCACAUUUGUCUCCAGCUGCACCCACCAUGCAGCUCCACAAUAUAUUACCCCUAGGUAAAUGUGGCCCUCAACAGAAAAAAGGUUGACUGCCCCAGUCAUAAUCAGAAAUGAAUUGGGAUGGCACCUGCAGCAUUCAAAGGCCCACCUUCAUAUCUGUUUGGAGUGCUAUAUAAAUGAAAUCCUCAUUCCCUGCAACUCUAGAUUGUUUUCUCCCCCUUCCCUGGUAUCCCUCUUGUGUCACACACAUCAUUACAAGUGGGGAAAUAGAGUCAGAGGGGAAAAAAAAUAAGUGGGAGGAAUUACAAUAGAAAUUGGAAAGCACGAUGGGGGAAUUUGCUCUCAUGGUCAAACUUAAGGUCCUGAAAGAAUUGUGAGUCAGAGGAAGGCUAUUCUUUAUGCUUGUUCAGUCCUGCAGUGGAAGCCAAAUUGAGAUGUUUGCCUUUCCCUGCAGUGUGCUGGCUUGUCUCACAUGCUUGAGUCUCUUGUAGAGCCAUCUGGUCUGCAGCCCCCCUCUAUGCAACACACCUGGUGUCUGCUCCUGCUCUGACUACUGAAUAUAUUGCACCAGCUGUGUGUGAGGUGGGGUGCUUUCUGCUUGUGUACAUUGAUGGUGUACAAUCCUUCCUUUCCCACUUACCCCCUACAGGUAGCAACAGAACAGAUUUCCCUAUCACUGCAUUUCUGUCACCUGUUAUAUUUCUGCCUGCCCGAACCAGGCAGCAACUCUUGAAUUUGUGGGAAGUGGCUGAUGGGUCUUUCAUCUGUUGCAAUGUCGUGCUCCUACAAAAAGAGAAUUGUUUUGUGACAGGUUCAAAAUUGAUGCCAGUAGUAGCAGACUGAGUUCAAGAGCCAAACUUGGCUACUCUUUCUUGCAGAGUAGAGAAUAGGUUGCCAUGCUUGUAGUAAGAGAUGCAUUGUGCUGGCAAAAAAGGAAAAAAGUUAUUGGCUUUAGGCUGGCUAUUUAAAAGGAGCGGCAGCUGCUUCUAUAAAUACAAUGUUUGUUUCAGACUUGAGGAAAGCUAGUCUGGAAUUCAAAGUUUAUCUUAGAACUUGUUGUAAAAUUCAGGAAUGUUAAAAUGUCAAGGGGUUGCGAAACAGAGAAUUGCAGCUGUAAUUAACAAUAUUAGAAGAACUUAAAAGAAAUUGAACUGAAUAAUUAGUCGACUGAGGAGUUGCUGAAGAAAUAUAAAACAAGGAUGCAGAAAAGGGGAGGUAUGGGGAAGUCCGGAAAGUAAGGUUUAUGAAAAAAUGGUUAUGAAAUUAUACAUGUUUAUAUGUUUGUAUGUCGGUGUAUUGUGUAUUGUUUUUUUUUUUUUUAUUUUGUGUUUGGAAAAUUAAUAAAAAUUUAUUUAAAAAAAAAAAAAAAAAAGAGGAAAGCUAGUCUGGGUAGUAGGUUUGGGAACCUGUGGCCCUCCAGAUGUUGGAGUAUAAAUUCCAUCCUGCCUAACUGUUGGCUGUGCUGGCCAGGGCUGAUGGACAUUGGAAUCCAUCUGAAGAUCAACAGGUUUCCCAUCCUUGCUUCAUAACUUUCAAUCUUAAGUGGAUUGCUGUGUGCCCCUGGAUGAAUUGUUCAGCUAUAGCUUUUGUUCCCUGGGUUUUGAGAUCUCAUCCCUGUUUGGUGGCAAUUGCAAAAACAGACUUUUGCUCAGAGUGUGUUGAUUCCUGUGAUGUGAAGAUUGUGGUAUACACAGACUGGGUGGAGUUGCCACUUUUUGUCCGGUCCUGUGUCUUUUUAACAACAGAAAUCUAGGAGGUGAACCUUUACCACUACUUAUCUUUAUGCUAGGAAGAAGAAUUGCCUGCACACUUGAGGCUUGCUAAUGCACUGUACCAUAUCCUCUCCUAUUGUGUUGACUGAAUGUGCGUGAGACUUGGGUUACAGGCACAAUAUGCUUCUCCUCAGGCUGAAGACUGUUUUGAAGUUGUGGCCAGUAUACAACAGAGCUCAUUUCUUCUGAUGGGAUUGUUCCUGUUGCCUUCUAGACAAAGUUCUGGAGAGUUUGGUUUGACCUAUGCAAUCCCUCUUGACUGAAAUCAGAGAUCAGUACUGUCACCAUGUCCCAUUGCAAUCCCAUAUACUAAAUGAGCACUCACGUAUAGUUGUAUGCACGGUCUGGACAGCAAGAGCACAGAGAGAAAUAUUCUUGUGGCUGUGUGGAGAUUCAUCAGUGCUUUAGCCUAAGCGUUUUGUUCCAGUCCGUUGUAAGAGGUUUCUGUUUUGGCUUCUGCAAGCACAGUGCGCAAUACUUUCUAGUUUACAAUGUCCGUUUUUCUGCAACAUUUUAGUUAGCGCUGCUCCUCAAGGAGCAGAACCCAGAUAAAUGAUGUGUGUUGCUUAUGUGGCUGAGUCUUUGGCCUUUCAGAGGAAUGCAGGCAGCAGUUCUGACGGAACCGAAGACUCCGAUUUCUCCACGGACCCAGAGCAUACAGACAGUUCAGAAAGUGACGGGACGCCACGCCAGUCUGCGCGUGUGACUCGCUCUUCCGCCAGGCUCAGCCAGAGCUCCCAAGGUAGAGCGUUUGAAUGUUUGGUCUUAAGCCUUAUUCUAAAUGGCAUGAGCUGUAUAAUAAGCUGGUGUCUGCCCUCCUCACCCCACUCCAUAUGCAGGCACAGCCAAAAUCUUAAUUGGAGACAUGCUAGCUUUAGUCCCACCCACCCCUGAAGCCCUGUAAGCCAUUGCACAUUCUGCGUUAACCACCUUGUGGACCUGCAACAGGUCAGUCUGUAAGAAAAUGACCUCUACAUAAUAACACCUUUAAAACGAGCUUGAACAUCAAGUGGAUGAUAUUGAUGGGUCAGUAAUUAGAAUUCUAUCUCCCUGGAGGAUUUCCAGACUUCUGUUUGGUGUAUGCAAAGAAGCAGCAAGGAGAGGCAUUGCAAAUGUUGGGUAUUCCAGUAUUAUUCCUAUAUUCCAGAGAGAGGCUGAGAGAGUGGCUCUGAGAUCAGAGCUGAGUUGGGAUUUGAACCCAGGAUCUGCUCGCUCACAUCCAUAACUUACACUGGCUCUCAUAUACUCAAAAUAUGAGUUCAGUUCAAAACUGAACUUGGGCAUGGAGUAGUAUCAGAAAGAAGCUUAUUUAUUACCUUGCUGUUCUUUGCUCCUUAACUUGUGCUUUUGAAAAUCCUGGCUAUAUUAAAAUUCUUAAAUCCUCAGAACGUAUGUUGAUGAUGUUGGGAAGGCAGGCUGCACUGUGUCCUUCCAUGCAGGGGGCAGAUGUUUUUGCAUUGUGAGUGUUGCAGAUGGUUUCUCCCAAUGAAACUUACGUGUGUGUGUUUCCCCACUUCCACCCCAUCCUCUUAAAACUAGAUUCCAGCCCGGUUCGCAACCCACCAUCGUUUGGAGCAGAGGAGCCUGUUUAUUCCACCCGGAGGGUAACCCGUAGCCAGCAGCAACCCACACCCGUGACUCCCAAGAAAUAUCCCCUUCGACAGACCCGCUCGUCAGGAUCUGAAACGGAGCAAGUGGUUGACUUUUCAGAUAGAGGUUUGUAAAUGGCUGGGCAGGAUAUAGAGUGGCUAGAACUGGCACAGAUCAUGCUGAUUUUCUUUAUACCAUGUUCUUCAUCGGAUUUCUUUACAACUUCGAUGACUUCUAGGUUAGGUUGAGGGGCACUAGCUUAGCCAAGGCUGCUUUCGAAAUACUAGUUGCUGUGUUGAUCCCAAAGAGAGUAAAAGCACAGCUGAGAUGAUGCCCAGUUGAAAUCGCCUUUUAUCUGCCCCUCUGAUUUCUUUCUGCAUCUCAAGAUCACCCUGGCAGUUUUGGUCAGGAGAGCAACAAUACAUUUCCUAGUACAGUACAGUCAUACCUUGGGUUACAGCUGCGUCAGGUUGCGUUUUUUCAGGUUACGCACCCGCCGAAACCCGGAUGUACCGGAAUGGGUUACUUCCAGGUUUCGGCAGUCGCGCAUGCGCAGAAGCGCCGCUGCGGGUUGCGAACGUGCAUCCUGCACAGACCACAUUCGCAACCCGAGCGUCCACUGUACAGUGGUACCUCGGGUUAAGUACUUAAUUCGUUCCGGAGGUUCGUUCUUAACCUGAAACUGUUCUUAACCUGAAGCAGCACUUUAGCUAAUGGGGCCUCCUGCUGCCGUCGCGCCGCCAGAGCACGAUUUCUGUUCUCAUCCUGAAGUAAAGUUCUUAACCCGAGGUAAUAUUUCUGGGUUAGCGGAGUCUGUAACCUGAAGCGUAUGUAACCUGAAGCGUAUGUAACCCGAGGUACCACUGUAUUGCUUUUUUAGGCCUGGCAUUUUGACCUACAAGGGAUUCUGGGGAGGACUCCCCCUCCCCAGUUUAUUGGGCUCUGCUCACUUUUGUAACAUUGUGACUCUACACAGACACUAAAAACGCCGCUGACCACGAUGAGUCGCCACCCCGCACGCCGACUGGGAACGCCCCGUCUUCCGAGUCCGACAUCGACAUCUCCAGCCCCAACAUGUCUCACGAUGAGAGUAUCGCCAAGGAUAUGUCCAUGAAGGAUUCGGGGAGUGACCUGUCCCAUCGUCCCAAACGCCGCCGAUUCCACGAGAGCUACAACUUCAACAUGAAAUGCCCGACGCCCGGCUGCAAUUCAUUAGGUACUGUGGAACCUUCCAUGAUCUGAGAUUUCAUUAGCGGACUCUCCUCUUGCCCAAAUCCCCCACGUGCCCUUUCUUGUUACCAGCCCUAAGGCGUGUUCCUUUGGCUCUCCACAGGACACCUGACGGGAAAACACGAGCGGCAUUUCUCCAUAUCUGGAUGCCCACUGUAUCAUAACCUUUCAGCGGACGAAUGCAAGGUAAUUUAUUCUCUUGGAAAAUGAGCUUGUGGCAAUGGAAAGAGAUCAGUCAGGAGGAAUGGCAUGGGGAGCAGAGAGAAUUACAGCACAGUUCAUCCCACCCACCGUCUCUCCUCUUUUCAGUGCUGCUUUGCAGGAGAGAAGCGGUGCUCAGUGUUUGGACACACAGCAUGGCCAUGUAAUGUGCAGCGCAGCCUUUGCCAACUUGCUGACCUUCAGAUGUUUUGGAUUACCAUUUCUAUCAGCGGUGCUGGCUGGAUCUGAUGAGAGCUGUAGUCAAAACCAUCUGGAGAGCACCAGGUUGUCAAAGACUGGUGCAGUUCCUCUCCUCUGAGCGUUGUGAUUUGUGACACAGAAACAAACACGGGGACAAAAUUCUCAUGGGAAGCACGCUAUUUGAAGCAUACUUAGGAAUUUCUGUUCUCAGGCUUGUCCAAAAAUCCAGCAAACCUAUGAUUUGAGUUUUAAAAUGGUUAUUUGAAACUUGAAUUAAACCCUUCGUUUGUAGGCUUUGGGUGAGUCUGUAUGUUGGUGUUCAAAAUUUCAAUUUACAAAUUUGCUUUUUGCUAUUUCCCCAAGAAAGUUAACAUUUUUUAAAAAAAUUGUAUGCUGUUGAACACCAGCUGUUUGUAGCAAAUGUCUCCCUGUGCAUGAUAUUCAGAGUCCUUUUUGCACGUGACUAAGAAAUUAUUUACUAGGGAGUCUGGUAGUAACUGCUGAAAUGAACUUGAGGUGGUAAAAUGGGGCAGGGAGAGGUGAUCAGAUUUUCUCAUAUUGAAUGCGUGUGUAGGAAUUAGUUAAAUUAUUCUUUAUUUUGUAAAAUUAUAUCUUACAUCUUCAGCCACCAUGGUUUCUGGGGCAGAAGACUACAAAAAUACAAUGAAAUCUUAAAAUUCACCUGUAAUUUGGGGCAGAAAUUCCUGAUGGAGCUGCGUAGCCUGAAGUUGGGCUUGAGCCCUGCCACUUCUCUUUUCAAACAUCAAAUCUUGUUUGGUCAAUUGCAAAUUGAGGGCUUAUGGCUCCUUGGAUGAUCCUUUCCUGCCUGCAAACCUCAGAGAUGCCUGGGCUCAGGGCCAACAGUACCUUAACUCCCUCAUAUUGUGGUUUUGGUUGGACUGUUCUUACAUUAUCUGAGCAAGAAUUCGCAUGGCGUGAGAAGGGAAGGAUUGAUACGAUCUCUCUCUGGAUUUCAAGGUGAGAGCGCAGAGCCGCGAUAAACAAGUUGAGGACAGAAUGCUGUCUCACCGACAAGAUGAUAACAACAGACAUGCUACCAGACAUCAGGUACUUCCAUCUUACAUUUUUACUUUUGCACCUUUAUCAAGUAUGCACUGGUUUUAACAACCCAACAGGACCAUCUUUUUUCUAGUGAUCAUUGACAUCUCACUUUCAGAAGACAGUUAAAAAAUCCAGAAUCAAAAGCAAUUUUGUGUGGAAAUUCUGUCUGAACCUGUGUCUACUUAUCUUGCUGACCACAUUUUCUGAGUAAUCUAAAACUCGGGGGGGGGGGGGAACAGACACGUUCCAUUCUUCAGUUUUACCAAGAAAAGAAUAAAUAUGUUAGUUUCUAAAACAAUUGAAUAUAACUUGCCCCAUGAUAACUUGAGAAGAAUUCAUGCUUUGUGCCUUGUUCACGGGAUGUGGUUCUUUAGAUUGAGAUUACUCUGUGCAUGUUCAUCCUUCAGCUGUAGCGAUAGGUAUGUGUGAAACCCCACCAAGAUCUAUGGGUAUAGGGCAGUAUACAAAUUUAAUAGAUCAUAAUAAUAUGUUUUGUAUCCUUUCAAAUGCCAUACACUUCACUGAAGGCAGUUCUCACAGUCAUUUCUCUAUUGCCAAGUGAAGGACAUGUAAAUAAUCCCUGAUAUUUUUCAAGCACGGUCCCAAGUAUACCAUCUUGCUAUACCAGGAUAAAACACACAUAAUACAAUGCAGUGUGGCAAGAGUCCUGUUCUGCCAUCCAGUAAUAGUUCCCAGUGUUCAGGCUCAUGUUGGUUUGCAAGGGAUGGUCUGGACCAGGGGUAAGCAAACUUUUUCAGCAGGGGGCCGGCCCACUGUCCCUCAGACCUUGUGGGGGACCGGACUAUAUUUUGAAGGGGAAAAAAUGAACCAAUUCCUAUGGCCCACAAAUAACCCAGAGAUGCAUGUUAAAUAAAAGCACACAUUCUACUCAUGUAAAAACACACUGAUUCCCGUCUGCGGGCCGGAUUUAGAAGGUGAUUGGGCCAGAUCCGGCCCCCGGACCUUAGUUUGCCUACCCAUGGUCUGGAUUGUUUGACAUGGAAGUGCAAUAGACGAGCAUCUAACUCCCGCAAAAGCAUACUCAAAAUAAUAGCAGGUUAGAAACCUGACAGUGCCAUGGUCCUCUGCACUUGCCAGAUUGCUGGCAAUACGCAUGUUUCUGGGCAUGCUCAGCAGACUUCACAACACCACAGCCAACACCUCUUCUCCAUGGAAUUUGGUAUCUGGCUUAGUGCAGUUUGAUUCAGAGUACUUUUUGCUACAUGAGCUGAUGUUGUGUGUGAAAGAAACGCAUAUCCCAUUAUGUACGGAGUGAAGUGCAAGAAUCCAUUUCAGCGCAGACACACUUGAGCUGCCAGACCCAUGCGGCGGGAGCAAAGUAUACGCUUGUGCUAUAUUGCAUAUGCGACAUUCCGUGUCAGAAAGGUGUGGCCUAUAGCACAGAGUCGGGGAAACUGUGGCCCUCCAGGUUGUUGCUGGACUCCAGCUCCCGUCAGCCCAGCAGAGGUCAGGAAUGGUCAGGAAUGAUGGGAGUUGUAGUCCAGCAACACCUGGCUUUCCACCUCUGUUAUAGCAUAUGAAGCAAUAGUUGGCCUGCUUUGGGGUCAGAGGAUCCUAGGCAGGUUGCCGGCUCCUAUGCAUGUCCUGUGUUUGUCAUCCCCUGUGUAGGCACCAACUGAAAGACAGCUAAGGUACAAAGAGAAAGUAGCAGAGAUGAGGAAGAAGAGGAAUGCUGGGCUGACUAAGGAGCAGAAGGAAAAGUACAUGGUACAGAAGCUUUCUCUCUCUCUCUCUCUCUCUCUCUCUCAGGAGUGUGUGUUUGGCAGAAUCAGGCCACCCUUAAUGUCAUGGCGUAUUUCACACCCCGCAUAGAGGGAAUAGUUAAUUUCUAACUGCAUCUGAUCCCAAGAUUCUAGGUCAUAGUGCUAUACAGUAGAACCAAAACAAGAAUAGGCAGCCAUGAGCUAAACACUCCUCCAGUUAUUUUGAUUCAGUUUGUGAAUUCCAGCCUUGCUGCUUCCCAUCCCUUCUUGCACACAGACCUUCGUGUCCUUUGGCCCUGCGCGAGGCCAUAGUUGGGGUGGGGGGCUUAUAGGCCACCCAGCCCAGCCCCCUGUGCCAUGUAAGAAAUUAAGUGCUGGAGCAACCUCAUCCGGUUCCUGCCGAGCCUCUGCAUUGACUGCCUCCAACAAGGGAGAGCCCACUGCCUCUCUAGGUAAUUGGUUCCCUUCCUAAACUGUUCUUACCAAUAGGAUAUUUCUCUUAAUGUUCAAUCAAUAUUUAUCCUCUAAAUCCACUGGACUUAGUCCUGCCCUUUUGGGCAGUAGAGAACAAGCCUCUGCCCUCUUCUGUUGAACAGCCUUUCAUGCAGUUGAAGAGUGCUUCUGUAGAUUUUCCCUCUAUUCCCCCCCGCCCCCGGGUUAAACAUAGUUCCUUCAGCCUUCCAUCGUAGGAGUUGUGUUCCAUACCAUAUCUGUUGCCUCCCAGUUCAUACGGUCUCCACUGAGUGGGAAAGCUGUAGCCCUCCAGAUGUCGUGGAACUACAGCUCCCAUCAGCCUCUGCCAGCUGAGCCAGUGGUCAGGAAUGAUGGAAGCUGUAGUCCCAACAACACAGAGGAGGGCUGCCCCUUAUCCACAGGCUUCUUAAAAUGUGGUACCUAGAACUGGAUAUGGUACAGUGGUACCUUGGUUCUCAAACGGCUUGGCUCCCAAAGAAAUCUGCUCCCAAACGCCGCAAACCCGGAAGAAAGUGUUCCUGUUUGCGAACGUUUUUCGAAGCUGAACAUCCGACAUGGCUUCCGCUUGAGUGCAGGAAGCUCCUGCAGCCAAUCAGAAGCCGUGCCUUGGUUUUCAAACUGUUUUGGGAGUCGAACGGACUCCCGGAACGGAUUAAGUUUGACAACCAAGGUACUACUGUAUAUGCAUCAUCUCCGUAUUGACUCCUUGCUUCUGCACUCACAACAGCCCACAGCUCUUCUUGUCCUUACAAGCAAUCCUGCAUGAAGCUUUCCAGGCUCCCUCAGCCUUCUACUUCCCUCAGAGCAGGAGCCAGUAUAGUUUCACUAUCCAGCAAGAAAGGGCAGAGAGGGGAGGAUGAGGGGAUCCACUUUCCCCAGGACAGGCAAACUAUUUCUAAGAGAUUAUUUCUGCUGUUUAUUGUAGGAGCACCGGCAAACCUACGGCAACACCAGAGAGCCCCUUCUAGAGAAUCUGACCAGUGAGUACGACCUCGAGUUAUUCCGACGAGCGCAAGCAAGAGCCUCUGAGGAUCUGGUAAGAGGACUGGGCUGGGUAAGAUACACAUCCUUCCACCUUCUAGGCUUGAAGUAAAACCAUUUGUACUCUUUUUUUGUACAGUGGUGCCUCGCAAGACGAAAUUAAUUUGUUCCGCGAGUUUUGUCGUCUUGCGAUUUUUUUCGUCUUGCGAAGCACGGUGUCGGGAAAGUUUUGGAAAAGCUUCAAAAAUCACCAAAGUCUUUAAAAACCUCAAAAAAAGGCUACCACACCGCGUUCUAUGAGUUGCUCCUCGAAGUCAAGUCGCAACUGUAUUAACUGUGUUAAGAAAAAGGAAACAAACUUGCAAGACGUUUCCGUCUUGCGAAGCAAGCCUAUAGGGAAAAUUGUCUUGCGAAGCAGCUCAAAAAACAAAAAACCCUUUCGUCUAGCGAGUUUUUUGUCUUGCGAGGCAUUCGUCUUGCGAGGUACCACUGCACUAAGCUGAGUGUGACUCGCUUGUGACUCCGUUUGGACAGAAUCAAACUUCUGAGCAAGGGGUGGGGAGAAGUGAACAGAAAGAAGGAAAAGUAUUCCUCAAAAGGGCUCAGAAAUUCAACAAUAUGCAUUGCAUGGAGGGAGAAACCAGGGUACGGAGAAUCUGAGGCAACUGUUACUGGAGGCAUUUGGCAGUAGGCCGUCACCAAUCACGGCAGCUGCGAGGGGAGGACAGUUGGGCAGGGGGUAGAAGCUGAAUCAGCAGAAUGGACAGAGAGAGCUGUGUGGUGUAGAGAAUCUUGGUGGUCUCUCUUGGUUCCUGAGCCAGCGGAGGAUUGGAAAAGCAAUGAUGGAUCUUUAACUAGGUCUAGGUUGUGGGUUUCUGACUCCUCAGUUCUGAGAACAAGGUAUUUGAGGAGCUGUAUGUGGAUUUUUUGUCUUCUGAGUUACUGUUACUACACAUGUGCUCAGUAUUCCGAGCUAGGCUCAGCCCACUGGUCCCAAUCUUUCGCUAGUCCGUUUCACUUGCUGUUUUUCCUGGGAAUCAGAGCUCUUGACCCCACUUUUGUUUGUGGGGAUGGGGACCGCAAGCAAGUGCCUCUCCCACUGUUAUCAGACUUAACCUUGAGAAAAUGAGGAGAGGGUCUCGGUUUCCAAGUGCGGGACACGCCCCACCUCUCCGUUCAUUGACGCUUUUAGAUUAAUGUGAACUGAAGGCUAAGUGUAUUGAUGUCAGAACAGCAGAAGGAGAUAAAGGAGCACCGUGGAACCAUUCACAUAGCAGAAUGAAAGAAGAUUGCCAGCUUCUCAUCUGCUGUGCAUCUGCUUAUAUUUUUAGAGUGUAUCUAUUGCCCUUCAGGAAACACUUCAAGACAACUUACAAAUAAAACCGUUUUUAAACGUAUAGAGGUACAGCAGGCCAUUUCUUGGAAGCUGGACCGCUUCUGUCUGCUGUGGCCUUGAUCAAGGUAAACUACGGUCACUCCCCUAUUCUUAUCUUCUUAGUGUCUUCUCUCCACCCCAAAAUUUGGCCCUUUCUUGGAUGUUUCCACUGCAAACCAUUCAUUAGAUCAGUUAAGGUUUGCUUUUCUUUUUUAUCGUAUCUUUCUUUACAGUGGUACAUUGGUUUAAGAACAGCUUAGUUUAUGAACAACUUGGAUUAAGAACGCUGCAAACCCGGAAGUAGGUGUUUUGGUUUGUGAACUUUGCCUUGGAAGCAGGACAUGUUCUGCUUCCUGUUGAGCGUAAAUUGAGUCCCCUGCUGCUAUGGGAAAGCACGCCUUGGUUUAAGAACGUUUUGGUUUAAGAAUGGAUUUCCAGAAUGGAUUAAGUUCAUAAACCAAGGUACCACUGUAUUUGCAAUUUAGAUCACUCAUAAACAGUGAUUCGUACACAGCUGAUUUUGUUUUUUGUUUUUACACUCUCCCCACCAGCAUCAAAUAUCUAUUUAGUUUUCCCUCCUUGUUGGGGGGGGGCAGGUGAAUUCUAUGUCUUUGACCAGGGUUUCGAGCUUUUUUUGGACUACGACUCCCAUCAUCCCUGACCACUGGACCUGUUAGCUAGGGAUGAUGGGAGUUGUAGUCUCAAAACAGCUGGACACCCAAGUUUGGGAAACCCUGUCUUGGAUGAAGGGCAGUUAUUAAAGACAUUGCAGUUGCAGUUGGAGGGAGCCUAAUGCAGUGUAAGAGCUGCGACAAAUGUCACAUAAUGUUUUGCAUUGGCCCCAUUUUAGAUUUGUGAUGAAACAAUCAAAGCAUAUUUCCCAAUGAGACCAAACUCAAACCGUUUUCUUUUUUCUAAAAAAAUAAUAAUUAAGAAAAUGCUAACAAAGGGCACAUUUUAAAAAAUGUCAACGAAGAGGCGUGCGGAAAGUGGACCGAUCAAUUGUGUGGGAAAGCUCUGGCAGCAGAACAAGUUUUUUUAACCUGCCGAUGGCAGCAGAACGUGGAUUUAGUUGGACCGGGGCUAUGUCAGCUGAAUGGCAGUUUCGCUGUAGAUGCACUGGUCCUGCCAAAGGACCUCCAGAAAGAAAAUGCCUAGAGAGAAAAGACGAUGCUUUUGAAACCUCACUGCCUAUCUGGAGAUGCAGGUUUUAGGUUGCUUGAGGCUUAAGCUACGUCUUAAGCGGAGUUGCAUCAUUCUGCUUCUUUCUCAAACUCAAAGCAGGCUGGGGUGGGAGACUGUGCCUGAGAAGACAUUCAGGUGGGAAUAUGCACCCUUUCCCUCCUGGUCCUUUCCCAGCUCAAAACUUCCCUCCCCAAGCUUCUUUUCCACUUGAAGAGGAUGGGGUGGCUCCUUCCCACCUCCCCAGAGUGAAAAAGCAGCUUGAGUACAGCAAUUUUGAGCUGCAAGAUGACAAGAGCGCCAUGGAGUUAAGCAGGCUCUCUUGGCCUGCCCGUUUUCUGCUCAGAGCAGACCGAGCUGCUUAAGGUUUAAAUAGAAAAGAAAAAAAAGCCUGGAGGAAAGUAUUGCAGAACUACAUGUGCCAUAAUCUUUGGAAGCCAAGAUAUGCAGACGUAUAUGCCCAGCCCCACUGUUUCUGAGCCAGCAUUUCUUGGCCCUGCUGUUGGGGUGUGGAUGGCUGUGUUGACGUGCCCCCGAGGACCGGCGCUGAAAAGUGUGAGAAGAUGAAACAGCUUCGUAAGUGUUCUCAUUUGUGCCACUUUCUUUCUGCGGUGACAGUUACACUGAGUGCAGGCCUCCACCUCGCUGUCUUUCGCUGCGUAAGGAGGUGCCAGACUUCCGAAAGCAGUUGCCGGAGGUGCAGUCUGCAUCUCUUUGGUUUCCCAGCUUAGAGAGUGCCAGAAGCCCUGGGGCAAGAGAAUGGAUCCUUUUUCAUGUUUGAUUGAAGCUCAUUUGAUGCUUUCCUUGUGAUAUGACCCCUCAGGCCCAUGCUUCUCCCCCAAAAGAUUAGGGAGAGACUUCUGGCAAACGUAGAUCAAAGCAUAUAGAGUAAAUCAAAACAGCAAGAAACUUGGGGUUCUGCUGAGAGUGGACCACCACUUCCAGAAUAAUGCUUUGGUACUUCUGUUAAGUCACUGAGCUGAGCCCCCUAUUCCACGUGGCCACGGCGGCUUUGAGAACAGCACUUUCUUCAGAUUUGUGUUGGGAGUUAAUCUGAAAAAGACUGCAAGCUGCAGGGACCUCCAAGCUCUCUGCAUUGUUCAGAUCUUGGGGAGGGGAGCUGAUUAACUGGCCUUCCAGAUUUCCCGUCUCCAACGGCUAACUGUGAUCAGAGCUGCACAGCGGGUCAGGUUAACCACCGUGAUGCCAAGGAGCCACGAUUUACCACCAACUUCCUCCCCACAACCCCAGUCCUCGAGCCUCAGUGUUAAAAGCUACACAUAUGCCAGCUCACCUCCGCUGCUGUGCCCCCAUCUUGUUCACAACGAGAGAGGAAGAAAAUACACACAGGCUUCGAAAAUGAAAGGCAAGCGGGCAGUGUCUCCUGAUUUUUCUCAGGACUUCUGAAAACCAGGCCCAGGAUGUAAAACAUGGAGUCAAUGGGAUCCAGGGCAGAGGGAAAUCACAGAGCCCCAAUAGCUGCUUGUUAACCACGCCUUCACCCACUUGUGCCUUCCUGCAUCCUCAAGGAAUCCUGCCUCCAAUGAAUGCCAUUCAGGGGAAUGUGGGUGGUAUCUGGGUUUACGAACUUAAUCCAUUCCGUAAGUCCGUUCUUAAACCAAAGCGUUCUUAAACCAAGGCCUGCUUUCCCAUAGAAAGUAAUGGAAAAUGAAUCUAGACAAUGCAAAACAACCCCUAGAACAGCAUUUUAAUAUGAACUUUACUAUCUAACACAGGCAUAGGCAAACUCGGCCCUCCAGAUGUUUUGAGACAAUUCCCAUCAUCCCUGACCACUGGGUUCUGUUAGCUAGGGAUGAUGGGAGUUGUAGUCCCAAAACAUCUGGAGGGCCGAGUUUGCCUAUGCCUGAUCUAACGAGACCAUUGAUCCAUAAAAUAAAAGCAGUAAUCAAUGUACUGUACUAUAAAAUAAAUAAAACAGUAUUGUAGAUUAAAUAAAUUAAAUUAUUUUUUUUUCUUAUGUGCACUGGUGAUAGUCAUUGUUUGGAUGGGGGGCUUUUAUCCAUUUCUGCAGUCACACAAUCAACCAGUAGCUGAACUGGGUUCCACACAGUCACAAAAACAAGUCACAGAAGCGAAGUCACAAGUCAGUCCCAUAAAACAAAGAACAAGUCACAGUGAAAAAAUGAAAAAGCCACACAAACAAAAAUGCAAAAAAAUAAUAAUAGCAAAAUCAAAAGAUCCAAAUAUCACCUCUGUGCUGUGUGGGUGCUUGGUACUCAACAGCCGACAGACUCAACAGGAAGCCUCUGAUUAGCAGCGGGGGACUCAAUUCACAAACGGAAGACACUCAACAGGAAGCGGAACAUGUUCUGCUUCCAAGGCAAAGUUCACAAACCAAAACAUCUACUUCCGGGUUUGCAGCGCUCUUAUUCCAAGUUGUUCAUAAACUAAGCUGUUCUAAAACCAAGGUACCUCUGUACCUGGGACACAGAACCUGCAAAUACAGAGAGGCGUGAAGACAUUGAGUGAAUACUGAAUAGAGGUCUUUGAAUUGUUAUUUUUUUAACUUGCCAGAAGACUCCUCUAAGACGCCCCCAAACACACUGGGAAACUUUGUACAAGCAGUGAGAAAAAAUUAAAUCCUUACUGCAGGGAUGGGCUGGAGUGUGUCCUGGGACUCUGAUGAUACUUGUUGUUUGCCUGGCUGUAGGAUGAUGAUGAUGAUGAUAAUGAUUACGAUUAUUUGGUAUACAUGCCGCCCACCAGACUGGGUUACCCUACCACUCUGAGGGGCUUCCAAAAAACUAAAACACAUCACAUAAAACAUUAAAAAGUCUGUAGGUGAAUGUGAAAAAACCCUCACUACUGCACAAAGGUGUAAAUGACAUGUUUUGCUCUGUCUGCAUUUGUUUCUGGUCUCAUCCCCCACUACCAUGUGAUCCCAGAAGGUUGUUCAGAAGGGAAUGGCCAUCUGCCAUGGAUGCUUUAGCUGAGAUUAAUGGGGAGUUGGACUAGAUGACCCUUGGGUCCCUUCCAGCAUUCGAUGAAUGUUGCCCUCAGGCCGAAGACAAUUCCCUCCACAGCUGUUCUCAAGGCACCAUGGUGAGGAAGAGGAGACAGAGGCUGCGGCUGCUGUCCUCUACUAGACGCCUUCACAUAGAAUUUACACACAUGGGCUUGAUCCAGCCUAAAUUAGAUUGCCGUCCUUCUUGCACUAAACCGUGGUUAAGUCCCAUUGAAUUCAUUGGGGCUGAGUAGACAUGGCCCCAAUGCCUUUGAACUUGAAUGCCUUUGAAUUCAUUGGAUCCAGCUAGUCUUGACUUUUAAGUUCCGUAGAUUUGAAAGCGCAGUUAACUUGGGAUGGAUCCAGACCGGAGUUGGCCAAUUCCGUAUUUCACAAGCUGCGGAGUUCAGUUUCCUAACAGUUUCAGUUUUCUGUUUGUAGACCUUAAGGCUAAAUAAAGAGAGACUUGAAUGUGGGUGGGGCAAUUUGCAUUUCCAAAGAUCGGAGUGGGGCUUUGAUGCUUUUUAUAGCUCUGCCGCUCCCUGCGAUUAGUGAAAUAAACUGCAAAAUAAGCAACUCCACAUAAAUUUUCUUAAUCUGUGUAUCAAAACUCAGUUCUUCCCGAUACUGGAGUUUGUUUUGAUUUGAGUUUUUGGGGUGGGUGGGAAUGUUUUCUCUUUUCACAUGGGCCUAGCAUAGAUCGUAUGAAUAAAUAGCAUGGUGAACUGUUUCUUUUUUAAAAUAAUUUUGAUUCCCCUUCUCAAUAGGAAAAGCUGCGACUUCAGGGCCAGAUCACAGAAGGGAGCAACAUGAUCAAGACGAUUGCUUUUGGCCGCUAUGAGCUGGACACAUGGUACCAUUCUCCCUACCCAGAGGAGUAUGCGCGACUGGGGCGCCUCUACAUGUGCGAGUUCUGCCUCAAAUACAUGAAGAGCCAGACGAUACUACGCAGGCACAUGGUAAGCGUUGGGCACACCGCCUUUUUAUUGGCUGAGCAGAAAAUGUGUAGCUGCUUCUGCUGCUAUGUUAUUGUGCCCCCUAGUAAGUAUCUUGUUCUUCCCCUCGCGAUUCUCUCUUCCACCUCUUUGUGCUUCUGAUGCCGUUGGCCACGCUAGGCGACCGUGCUAAUGCUUGUGCAAUGCUCUCCGUAGGCGAAAUGUGUCUGGAAGCAUCCUCCGGGUGACGAAAUUUACCGUAAAGGCUCCAUUUCGGUGUUUGAAGUCGAUGGGAAAAAGAACAAGGUAACAUACUUAACUGGAGUUGGUUUCGGAGGAGGAGGAGGAGGAGAGAAUUUGUGCAACACGUUGUCUUUUGUGGGCCAUAGGCAGGCUGCCCAGCUGGCUCUCCUUGAAGUCUGCCACCCCAACCUGUCCCAGCUCUCUCUGAAAAAUGCUAAUUAGGAUCAGUGUCAAGGGUUGGCAUUAUUGGGCAUCUGGCGAGAGGUCACACCCAAGCAGGGGCCCAUUGACAAGAGCCCUGGGACCUGCUGCAGGAGGGUAUCCUAUAGAGGAUGUUUUGCCCUAAGACCUUCCAAAACCUGGAUAUGGUACUGUUCAUUAUAUUGGUCUAACUCCAUUGCCUUUGAUGGUAUUAGACAGGUAGUCUUGCCUGGCUUACUAGUGUCCACAGAACUCCAUAUUAAAUGUAUACACUCGUGCAUGCCUGAAGCAGACUUUUUCUCAAACCGAUACCAAAGUUUCUUUAAAUAAUAAUAAUAAUAAUAAUAAAUUUAUGUGCCACCCAUUGACUAGGUUGCCACAGCCAACAGAAUAUUAAAAAAAAAAUCAAACAUUACAAACUUCCUUUUACAGGGCUGUCUUCAGAUGUCUUCUAAAAGUUGUCCUUGACAUCUGAUGGGAGGGCAUUCCAAAAGGAGGGCACCACUACCGAGAAGGCCCUCUGCCUGGUUCCCUGUAACUUCACUUCUCACAGUGAGGGAACCUCCAGAAGGCCCUCAGAACUAGAUCUCAGUGUCCGGGCUGAACAGUGGGGGUAUGCAGGGCCAAAGCCGUUAGUGCUUUAAAGGUCAGCACCAACACUUUGAAUUGUGCUUGGAAAUAUACUGGGAGCCAAUGUAGGUUCUAAUCUUUCACCAACCUGGUGCCCCCAGAUGUUUUGGACUACCAGCAGAUGUUUAGUCUGAAACAUCUUUACCGCACCAGUUUGGCAAAGGCUGAUCUGCAGAAUCUGGGUCACAGUGUGGCACAAUCAGAGGUUUGGGUGCACUGACAAAUAAUAUCUGCAGAGCAUCUGGGUUCAGGUGACUCAUGCAAGUAAGCCAAGCCGCAUACUUCAGAGGAUGCCCUCCCUUUGCCGAGCAUCAUCUGUUUUAGGCUUUAUAAAGGUCAACACCAACACUUUGAAUUGUGUUUGGAAACAUAUUGGGGCCAGUUUCAGAAAACCAGAGAUGGGCCAGUCACAGCUUCAAAGAAGCAGAUUUAGCCAAAGAGGUUUUUCAGGGUUUGAGGGCAGUGAGAGGGGUGUCUAGAAUUGGCCGCCUCUUCCCAACACAUCUGCGUUUUGACAUGCCUUCUGAUUCUUCCAGAUAUAUUGCCAGAACCUCUGCCUUCUGGCAAAGCUCUUUUUGGACCACAAGACCCUGUAUUACGAUGUGGAGCCCUUCCUCUUCUACGUCAUGACGGAAGCCGACAACACCGGCUGUCACCUGAUAGGCUAUUUCUCCAAGGUCGGUAGCAGCCUCUCGAGCUCUGUUCCACAACCAGGGCACUGGCCACGACUUAGGCAUUAAAUCAGAACGACGGGCCUGCUCUGGAGAGGGGGUUCAAAGGCCGGGCACUGAAUCUGUAAGAGUUGGUUCGUGAAAUAUAGUUAACAGCGGAAAGCAAGCUUAUAGUCCAAGGACAAAUGAAAGCCAGGCUGCUUACUGGAAUCUUAUUCAGGCUUUGUUACAAGUGCAAACUUCUGGUGCCAAACAGAGCCAGUUAUUCUUGGUAUUCAUGAGGCUCCUCCACCCCCCUUAUAGUUGCAUGUGCAAACACCUGCUUCCAGUAACAUUCAUAAGAGCUGGGUUUCGGAGGUAUAUUAAUCAGAAAUCAGGGUUUUGAAUGUGCUCUUGCAUUGUGUGGCAGGGAGCACCACACCCUGACACACACACACCGUAUCAGAUCCACAGUGGGAUCAGUUCCGACUAUAAAUCUACUGAGCUUUCUUGAAAAGACUGUUGGGUGGGUGGUGGUUCUGCUCAUUGGUUUGCUGGCUUAGAAUUGGAUCCACAUCAGGUUUGUGGACUGAAUCCUCAUCUUUUAAACUAGUGGUGGCCAAACGGCCCUCCAACUGUUUUGGGACUACAGUUCCCAUCAUCCCUGACCACUGGUCCUGUUAGCUAGGGAUGAUGGAAGUUGUAGUCCCAAAACAUCUGGAGGGCCAAGUUUGGCCACCACUGUUUUAAACAGAGGAGAUGGCUUCUAGCCUGCUCCUCAGUAAGGGCUUUUUAGCCCAGGCAGCCAAGCUCUCCAUCUCAAUAUUAGUCUCUGUUUUGUUGACAGAGGAAUAUUACAAGUCCAGGUGUGAUGUGAGGUUAAAUGAAGGCCUGGUGUGGGUUCUGUUUGUUCCUUUACAUUUGACCUGAAUUCCCAGAUACAGUGCUUUGUCAUGCUGAUCAAAAUAGAGCAGAGGAACAAUUUGAAUUUCACUUUCUCUGGCAGUGUGAGAGGCCAUUUUCCAAAACGGCCAUUAGAACUAUCGAUUCUGUUUAACUUUGGUCUCUGACGCGUGCAGCAAGGCCACUAGGAGUGCUGCAUCAAAAAACUUUAAUAGUUUGCCAUUGGACGUGCAGCACUUUCAAGUUUUUGCCUCGUGCAUUUUUACAUGAUAGGUUGAUAAAAUCCCCGUUUUGGUACAGUUUCUGUGAAAAGAUUAAACAAACAAAUUCUGUAAGACAAAUGGACUGUUUUGCCCAACUCUCAAUUUGUGUGGGUUUUGAAAACAGCACCCUAAGCAAUAUAGACGAUGCUUGUCUAAAAUUCAAGGGGAGGGAGUUCCAAAGCGUAGAUGCCACCACACUAAAGUCCCAAUUCGUAUAUCCUAUGGAACAGACCUCCUAAUAAGAUGGUAUCUGCAGGAUGCCCUCUCCUAAAGUGUGCAGUGAUAGAUUGGACAUAAGAAGGGGUAAGACAGUCUUUUAGGUCUUUAGGUAUCCUGAUCCCAAGCUGUACAGGGCUUUGUAGAAGCACCUCGAACCUAGCUCAGCAGUCUUGUGUGCAUCCUGUUACAGGUAUUAAGGAUGAAGUUGAAUGUUACGAUCACUCACUUCCUUUUCCAGUUUGGCAUUUCCCCUCACAAAUAGUUUGGAAUCUACUCAUCGCCCAGGCAGACAUUUGCGGGAAAUGGCCAUCACAGCCAAACAAGGCCAAUUCAAGUUGUCUCUGUAUGAGCUAAUAUCAAAAGAGCUUUCGCUGGCAUUCCCAAGACCUGAGGGGAGCUGGUGUUUGAGAAAUUCAGGCCCAAAGCCAGGGUAGGGAAUCUGUUUCAGCCCGAGGGCCACAUUCCCUAGCAGGUGGGACAAGAGGGUGGAGCCAAAGCUGUUGCUUUUGUAUAGCAGACUGCAUCCAGACCAUGCAAAAGACGCUUUCUUCACCCACACCUGUCCAUCUAGGCAAGCGAGAGACAUUGUCACCGUUCAAGGACGCAUUCCAGCCAAACAAAACCGGAGAGGGUGCAGAGCAGGACCAGUGAGGACUGUGGCCUGGGAAGAGUCUUGAAGACCCCAUAGAGAGGCCUUGAAGGUCACAUUUAACUCCUGGGCCCGAGGUUCCCCACCCCUGGUCUCAAGGCUCCUUGGGUGCCCAGGACUAGCUUUGUGAUUCUUUGCAUUGCAGCCAUUCUGUUUUGAUCAGCUUGCAAAAGCCAUGCAUUUGAACUUUUGCCACGAUGUGAUCAGUUCUUGUCAAACAUGACCCUUCGCGGCUAUACUGUUUACUUCCAGGAGAAGAACUCAUUCCUCAACUACAACGUUUCCUGUAUCCUGACGAUGCCUCAGUACAUGAGGCAGGGUUACGGCAAAAUGCUCAUCGACUUCAGUAAGUGUGGACAGACACUCGCCUUUGUUCUUAAUCCAAUGCUUACAUACUGCCACAAAUCAGAUGGUUUCAUAGCCUCAAAUGUGACACAGAGCAGUUGAGGGGUUUUUUAAAUGCAGCAUGGUUGUUAGGGUAUAACUUUUUGACUAUUUUUCUCUCAAAACAAUGAUUUCCUGUAUCAUAGAGGGAUGAACUUUUGCUUAGAAGCACUAAGCAAUUAGGGACUAAUUCUUCUCAGUUGUGAAAAAAAGGUCACCCCGAAAUGAAAGUUGGAAUCACUGUAUAUGUAAUGUUACUACUCAUACGUAUUAGCACUUUUAAAAACUUUAUGGGACUGUUUAGGACUUUUAUAGCUGUCUGGAACUUCCUGAAACUGUAUUGGAGAAUCACUGGAAGCAGGAGCCAUCCGUACUCAAGAUACCAAGAAGUAAUCAGUGCGCAAUCAAAGCGAUACGGGAACUUUACGGUGCUUGCAGCAGAAACAAAGACAAACUGCAACCUUGGUUUAUUCUAAGCAAUAAGAAGUAAUGCACAAUGUACAAAACCUUAUACAGUGGUACCUCUGUUCUCAUACAAAAUCCGUUCUGGAAGCCCAUUUGGCUUCUGAAACGUUAAAAAACCAAGGUGUGGCUUCCCAUUGGUUGCAAGAGCUUCUUGCGCUCAGCAGAAGCCGCGUCGCAUGUUCGGGUUCUGAAAUACGUUCGAAAACGGAAGCAUUUACUUCCAGGUUUUCGGCGUUUGGAAACUGAAAUGUGCAACAGUGGAGCCGUUUGGAUCCGAGGUUCCACUGUACAAGUGUUAGAAAAUUUGCAAGCUCUAUUUUUCCUGUAUUGUAAUAUAUGCUAUGCAUAUGACAUACUGUAAUGCAGUAUACAGUUGCAUAUACAAAAAUCAAUUUAUUGAUUUCGGGGGGACCUUUUUUCAAGAGUUUUGGAAAUGAAAGUUCAUUCCUUAGUUUUUAGGUAAAAGUUCAUCUAACUAAUCUUAAUGGAGCAUGAGGUUGUAAAAAAGUUAUAACUCUAGUGGUCGUAUGACUAGGGUCUCAGGGCUGUUAAGAGGUAAAUAAACAUGAUUGCUGCUUUCUUAGCAAUCACCAUCUUUCUAUAACAAACCCUUUUGAUCGAGGGCCAGUUAGCUUGGAAGUAAAAUUUGGCCACCUCCGAAAUAAGGUCUUUUCUACAUAUUUUGGAGGUGCUUUAGCUUUGCAGUAGCACAAGCUUUUGUGAUGUUAAAAAAAAAAAUACUUUAAAAAAAAGACUUUAAAAUGAAACUGCCUGACAGGGAGCUACGAGCUUUUGACAGCAGCUAGGGGAUGACUGACCACUUCAUUCAGGUUCCAGAGAGUCUGUUUUGUUCUCUUUCAACAGGCUAUUUACUCUCCAAAGUGGAAGAAAAGGUUGGCUCCCCAGAAAGGCCCCUCUCAGACCUGGGCCUUAUUAGCUACCGUAGUUACUGGAAGGAAGUUCUUCUCCGCUAUCUGCAUAACUUUCAAGGCAAAGAGAUCUCCAUUAAAGGUGGGUUCUAGAUGUUCCUCCCCAGUGCAUCAGUAGCAAACAGCACCUUUUGAAAACGACAACAACCACCCUUCUAAUCCAGGGGUUGGCAAUGUGCGGCCCAUAGGCCAGAUGCGGCCCACGAAGACCGUUUUACUGGCCCACGAGCCGUUCCCAAAGCAAGCCACCCACUCAGUGAGUCCCCCACGUGCUGCGCUAAACUGGUGCCGCAUGGGAAUUUGCUGAGCAGCUCAGGAAAUUGCAUCUGCGCACGCGCACAUACCGGAAGUUACUUCUGCGCAUGCCCAGAUGCUGAAAACCGCUUCUGCACAGGCGUGAUUUUCGGCGUCUGGGCAUGCGCAGAAGCGAUUUCUGGCGCCCCGGACAUGCGCAGAACCCCUGUUCUAGUCUUUCUUCCCCAAAACUGUGAAAUGUAAUUUCUCCCACCUUUGCUCCUCCCUCGAAUGCCAAAGGAGCAAUGUGGGGUGCUGAACCUCUGUUUACCUCCCCCCUGUAUACUGAGAUUCUCCUAGCCUUGCUCAUCAGCUUCCUACCUACCUUUCUCAGCCAUCAUGCUCGGGGAUCUUGUCUGGAGUCGUGGAAGACGUUCGGUCCUGAUGCUUCCGUGCAUUUAAAGCUGGAGUUGGCAGGAGACAGCGAGAGCUCUCUUGGUGGUUUGCCCCAUAUAUCCCCCUCUCCCCCAAGGCCCUCAGUAAAACACACUCUCUCUUCUCUGUUUCAGAAAUCAGCCAGGAGACAGCCGUCAACCCUGUUGACAUUGUUAGCACUCUGCAAGCGCUUCAGAUGCUCAAGUAUUGGAAGGGCAAACACCUAGUCUUAAAGAGGCAGGUAAGUUGUGGGGCUAAUACCUGCGAGAGAGGAAUCUGCCUCUCUUGGGUCGCUGUGUUUCUCUCGAGAGAUUUCUAAGAAAAGCAUCACUCUUUCGCCCGAGAUUUGCUGUGAACGAAAAGCAGAGAGCCCAGCUUAGCACAGAAGCCACCUAUGGCAGGAUUGUUUUCUGCAUGUAACCAGUCAAUUGCUAUGCUUACAGUGGUGUCCAAACUUUUCUCCGAGAGGGCCAGAUUUGAUGAAGUGAAGGGCCGUGAGGGCCGACCAAAGAGCCGACCAAAGUUGUUGACUUUUUUGAGGGUUGAAGUUGUUGAGGUUUUUGUAGGAUUUUACCCCAGGAAAUAAACUGCCACAGGGGCCGGAUUAAACCGACCAGCGGGCCGGAUUAGGCCCCCGAAAUGGACUUUGGACAUGCCUGCUUUAGGGCUAGGGAUGGCUACCAGGAAAAGUGGAUGUGUGUAGCUUCCCUGUUCCUUGACUUCCCACCCACAGAGUCUCUCUUUCCUUCCCUGCCUCUGUAUUUCUGCUCGUGAUGGUUGCUACUGCUCCAAUUCCAGCUGCCGUGGUUCUUGACAACAUCAGACAUGCGCCCAGUUGGUCACAACAAAGCUGCUUUUAUGGAGCAGAAAAGCCACUGCAGUUGAAAAGAACAAAGUGUGCCGUACAGACAGACCACAGGAAUGAGGUUCCAGUGAGCCAGUGUUUCUCCAGCUUGGGUCCCCAGCCGUUGCUGGACUACAACUCCCAUCAUUCCCCAGCUAGGAGGACAAGUGGUCAGGGAUGAUGGGAGUUGUAGUCUAACAACAGAUGGGGACCCUAAUUUGAGAACCACUGCAUUUAGGGAACCCUCUUGUGGCUUCCGUUGCAUGCUCCCUCUGCACUGUGUAUCUCAUUUACCUUUCAGGAGACGUUUGGGUUGUUUCACCCAUCAGUCUCUUGUCUACAGUGUCAUUUGAAGUGCCUUAGACUAGAGUCAACUCACCUGGUGAUAAGGAAUUGCAUGCCAAUGAGUGAUGAACCUGCAGAAUGGGAGGUGCAAUACUGCAUCCUUUUUCUGCACCAAUCAGGUUACUAGAGAAGACACGGGGCCCUUUCACUCCUUUGUCACCCUCCAGGAGGCUACUAAUAUUUUUUGGGCAAGCUUUGUGGGCUUAGGCUGCAAACCUAACCCUUUCCACUUAGGAGUAACGCUCCCUGAAUUCCAAUGGGACCUACUGCUGAGUAGACAUAGUUAGGAUUGUGCUCACACAUAAGUCUCACUUGUUCAGUGCAAGGCUUACUCCCCAGUAACUGUGGUUAGGGUUGCAGCCUCAAAUGUUUCAUUGCUACUUAGCUAGCACACAGAAAACCCUGUCUGCUAAGCAAAAUUGCCUCCUUGCUACAUUCGUGAUGGGGCUCGGCAAACAUCGGGUUAAGACGAUAACCAGAAUGUGGAGAGAUCAACGAAAUCAGCCUUCUUCCUUCGUUAAGUCUUCUCUGUCUUCUUCUCCUUCCAUCUCUAGUCUCUCUAGCAUAGCAUUAAAACACCCAGAUAUUUCAGCCUCCUGCAACCCCCCUCCAAAACAUCAAGCCUGAAACCCCCCAGUGACAAGAUUUGACCUGCAGAAAACGCAACACACAAGCAGGAAAGGUCCAGCAGAUUCUCAAAAAUGGAGGUCCAUGUUUGCACGAUGGAAACUGAAGUUACAACGCGGCAGUUACACAGAAAGAGAGUUCUCCUAGUAUGGAAGCCCCAGCUGAUUAAGCUGGGUCAUUUUGCAGCACAAAACUACUACUGUGCUUGUUUCCUUGAAUUUAGGGACAUCCUUAUCAAUGCUAGACGCAGCUCUAUCAUCUUGUUAGCAGCUUCCCCCAGACGUUUAACCUGUGCCUUCCCUUUUUCUCCCCCCCCCCUUCAGGAUCUUAUCGACGAAUGGAUAGCCAAAGAGGCCAAGCGGUCUAACAGCAAUAAAAGCAUGGAUCCCAGCUGUUUGAAAUGGACCCCUCCUAAGGGCACUUAAUUUGACCAACCUCUCUGAGAAGUGUGGACACCUCCUCGCCGCCGACCACCACCACCACCACCAUAACCCCCUUUCCUUUUCCAGCAUUAGGAACUGCCUUUGGGAUCGCAGAUUUGUGACUUGCUGUUGAUACCAACCCUCCCCGCCCCUCUUUCACAUGCCUUCAGGAUGUUUCUCUUCUCCCCGGGACCGUUUUGACCCAGGUCCUUCCUCCGCACUGCAAGGUCGGGAAGAUCAGAAUGGAUACAGUGUUAAUGUGGCCCCGUGAAGGGGCAGUAAGAUCUUCCAUUGCACCGUUGCAACUUGCCGCUCCGUGAACCACAAGGUCCUAGUCCAUAAGAUGGUGUCGUAACUCGUAAUUUCUUAGUUGUUUCAGCCUCCUGCUUCCAUGCAGCCUUGAAGGGCCUGGUUGGCACCUGCUGUGAGGUGGUGAAGGUCCUGCACGAUACAGAGGGCUGUACUGUUUCAGAUUGCAAGUGUGGGGCACCGCGAUUCCCCAUGUAAAGAAUUCCCUUUCAGUAGAAAACCAGCAGUGACAGUGAUAAAGAUUCUAGCAGGCUCUCUUAUCUCCUGUCCUAGGUUUCUACUCACAGGGUUUUUUUUUUAAUACAAAGGAGAGUAUUCAGAAUCAAUUAUCUCCCAUCAGUCAUAAGAAAUUUUGGCCCAGUCCAUUCUACCCCACAUUCCCACCCCCCUCUUAUUCUGCUGCACCUUUGGAUCCAGCCUAAAGGUGGGUUUGCGGGACCACCCCCCUCCCCCCGUCACACUGCAAGUGGAAAUGAUCAGACACCCCCUUGGGCUCCUUCGAGACCAUCAAUUUCUCAUACCCGUUUGCAGGUCUGAGCGCUAACUGGAUAUUGCACACCAAGUGUGUGCAAACAGCAGUUAUUUCUUCCUUCCCAGCAGGCCAGGAAAUCUCCGGGAGGUUCUGACUGAAUGUGGGGACGUCCUUUGGCUGCUUCCCCUUCCCUUCCCUUGAAAAGUUUGAACAUUAAGGCCGUGCUGCUAUCUCUGUGGGCCACACAGCUGAGUCCCCGGUGGGGGAAAGCGGCCUAACGGGGAAAAAAGCACCACUUCCCUCAGUCCUGCAGUAGUUGUGCCCUUGCCCAGUGUCGCCUGACAUGGAGCUCCUUGCUCUUCCUCGCAGCUGCUUUUGAGUGCUCUGACCACAAACCCUUCUGAAGAGCCAGCUAUAACUGUUCCUUUGCAGGAGGAGAAAUGGCAGGACCAGCAGCCCUUACCAGCCCCCUUGUCCUGGUGCCUCCACGCCGCUCCCGACAUUUUUUGUCCUUUGAACUUCCACCCGCUCCAAAAGAAACCCGCACCUAACAGGCCAAGGAGCGUGCAUUCAGCCACACUGCGGCGGCUGCUCAGGGAGCACUGCCAGCCGGACGCCGCUCCUUUUGCCAGCCUGCUCCUGCGCAGCAGCUUUUACUGCCCAGCUUUGGCGCUACUUUGAAUUGCGGCGGUGAUCCGAUAGUGCCAGAUCUAGGCAGGAGUUAGCUGCAGUCGGCUGGCUUGCCUUCAUGCAGUGGUAGUUUUAGUUCCCCCCGACAUGUUUUGGCUCCUUUUGCAAUACAUGCUCCUGCAUCUCUUGAACCCUCUGUGCUCAUCCGGGGACAACCCUGGACCUUUCCCCACCUCCAUUCUGGCCAAGGCAAACAGCCGUUGUUUUUAAAGGAUUGCCGGGGGGGGGAUCAACUUCCAUUUUCCAGAACGUGUGCUUAUUUCACCCAUAGAUUGCGAGAGCCCCUAAGGGCCACCAUGGCCAGGCAGCCUACCCCAUUCAUUUCUGACCUUCUCUACUGGUUUUGUGUGAUGGUCUCGCAGAAGCAUGAGGUCCCCCAGAAAGGCUGGGUUUCUCCCACACUUCUGGGAUGCCGUACCUGGUUGCAAGCGGGUCCUCGUCCCAAGACAAAUUCGCCCUUGGAAAAUUUGUGAAAAUAGUUCCAAGAGCCUGGAAAGUGUGUGUGCAAGCACACAUAGCAUCAGUUUGACAAAAAUAAUGGGUGUGCCCCUUUUCAAGGGGAGCCCUCCCAUCUUUUAAGGGAUCGUCACUCCCCGGCUUGGGAUGGAAACUCUUGCCUGAGCUGUGUGGCACUUGUUCCCAAGGACUGGGAGGGGAAAGGCAGGAAGCUUGUGCGGUAGGUGGACCUGAUGGGCUGUCUGUUAAGGGGGAGGGCGCUUGGUCGUUUUAAAAUGUCUUGUGAAGUCAGAGAUGAGGACUGCAGCUCCCAUCAACCCCAUGCUUAGGGGAUGGUGGGAUGAGCCACAGGUUCCCCAUCCCUGCUCUAGGUAUUAAGCUCACAAAUACGCCUUAAGUGUUCAGAGACCAAAGGGAAGCCUCCACCGAGCACACUUUGCCUAACCUUGCUAUUCACAGAGAGGACAACCCAUUGAAAAGCUGCAGCCAGAGAGGUCCCUUUGCUUACAGAGUCAGAAACCUCUUGACAGGUUUGCUCUUUGAAGGUCUGUGCCUCUCACACGCCAUUGGCGUGAUUUCAAAAUUGUGAAUCGUCGGGUGGCAUUUGCCCUGCGCUGCUUCCGGUGAGCUUUUGUGCAGGGCAGAGUCGCCUGGUGACACCCCAGCAUUUGGGGGGCCAAAAGCCCACUCCCUUGAACGCUGAGGUGCUUUUGCACAAAGGGUCCAGGGUCCGAGGGCACAUGUCACGAGCCACAGACCAAGCUGGGGCUAUGUGUGUGUGUCACAUGCAGCACAACCAAAGAGGCCACAAAGGAGACGGGUGUGUGUGUGUGUGUGCGCGCGCAAGUCACAUAUUUGCCCCCCUGCACCACCUCACUCCAGGCUGCAUCUUAGUACUGUUUGUCAUCCCUAGAACAUAAUUUUCUUUCCUUCCUAGAAAUUACCUUGGCACAAGCCUUUGGACCUUGGGGAUGCCUGGCCAGAGAGCGCAGUGUGUUUUCACCUGUCUUUCAGACUGCCGUCAGUUGGAUGGAUGUGUUACGAUCCAUUUCCAGAAAGUCUGUUUUUCGAUUGUAAGGUUUGGCAAACAAAACAAAAACCCUUCCAACUCAAAGCAAAACACCCUGAGGGCAUAAAUAGCCAUCCUUUCGCCAUGUCUUUGGCCUCUAGUCUGCUGCGUGUGUGGAACACAACCUCUUUGUUUCUAGCUGAACUUCCCCCCCCCCCCCAAAAAAAGAAACGCCUCUCCUUGUCUCCCAUCUUGGGACAAAAUGGAUUCCAGUUGAAAGCCGAUCCCUCUAGCACAGAUCUUUCCGCAAGCACUCCUGUGGUUGGCUCUCGUGUUUGGUUUUGUCUUUUCAUUGCCAUCCUAAAUCUGCCAAAGUUUAGAUUUCUGUGCACAUUACUGGCAAGUGUCAUCCAGCACCCUCAGCUUCUAGUUUUUAGCAAAUGGUGAGGUGGCGCCCUCUCAGGUGGGGAGGGGAGGUUGGCCAUUCUUGUACAGAAGUGAAUCUCUGUUUCCUGGAUAUGUUAGAAUAUGCUACCAGUGUAUCUACUUCUCAAUAAAGCAUGUUCUCUGCUCUAGUA